AACAUAUCAGAUUCACUCCUCCGUUUGAAAAACUAAUAAGAUCUGAAAACUAUUUAACAAGCGAAAUAAAACAAGAAAAUGGCAGCAGCUACAGCACAGAAAUUUAACGAACGUUUUCAGACGUUUAUGACGGGGCUCAACGAUCGCUAUGAGCCGCAUGUGCGCCAGCACCUGGCCAAGGUGUACAUGGUCUUGGGCAGCACUGCAGCCGCGACAACUGUGGGAGCCCUCUGCCAGAUGCGCGAUGUGCUAGAUCUCGGUGUGCUGGCUGCCCUGGCCACGCUGGUGCUGGUUUUGGGGCUGCAUUUCUACAAGGACGAUGGAAAAAACUAUCGCACACGUUUGAGCAUGCUCUAUGCCUUUGGAUUUUGCUCUGGGCAGACAUUGGGACCGCUGUUGGGCUACAUAAGCAGCAUCAAUCCGGCCAUUAUCGUCACGGCCCUCACUGGUACCUUUGUCACCUUUCUAUCGCUCUCGCUGGCCGCACUCCUGGCCGAGCAGGGAAAGUAUCUAUACCUGGGCGGCAUGUUAGUAAGCGUGGUCAACACCAUGGCCCUUUUGAGCCUUUUCAACAUGAUAUUCAAAUCGUACGUCGUUCAAGUGACUCAACUAUAUGUGGGAGUAUUCGUCAUGGCCGCUUUUAUAGUUUACGAUACUCAAAACAUAGUACAGAAGUGCCGCAAUGGUAACCGCGAUGUUGUACAGCAUGCCCUAGAUCUUUUCUUCGACGUAUUGAGCAUGUUCCGUCGUUUGCUCGUAAUCUUGACUCAGAAGGAGGAGCGAAAGCAAAACGAGCGCCGCAGGAGGAACUAAGGUCUGGCGGUAGCAGCAAAAUACAACCAAAAAACAAACAAUUUAUACAUCUACCAUAUGUACACUACAAAACUGAUUACGUUAGAAAAUUCUCAAUUUUUUCAAACAUACGGCCGUGCAUAUUUCGGCUCUUAAAUUACAAUACACUCAAAUGUUCAUUGUGCAAAAGCCCAGGCGAAAAAUUCUAUAUUUAAAUAAACCCGAAGUUAAAGAAAAA
This is a messenger RNA of Drosophila persimilis, 1030 nucleotides long. It is a transcript of the gene BI-1, whose product is annotated as bax inhibitor 1. Bases 79 to 813 code for a protein of 244 amino acids. The record is from RefSeq and is a predicted model, not a curated record. Gene Ontology annotation, biological process: negative regulation of RNA splicing; cellular response to unfolded protein; negative regulation of endoribonuclease activity. The transcript is spliced from 4 exons. Gene Ontology annotation, cellular component: mitochondrial membrane. NCBI's taxonomy places the organism in Eukaryota, Metazoa, Arthropoda, Insecta, Diptera, Drosophilidae. Gene Ontology annotation, molecular function: enzyme binding.